Messenger RNA from Trifolium pratense (red clover), 1460 nucleotides. Its product is annotated as actin-related protein 2/3 complex subunit 2B. Gene Ontology annotation, biological process: actin filament polymerization; Arp2/3 complex-mediated actin nucleation. The transcript is spliced from 10 exons. The coding region runs from base 83 to 1210 and encodes 375 amino acids. Gene Ontology annotation, molecular function: structural constituent of cytoskeleton; actin filament binding. The record is from RefSeq and is a predicted model, not a curated record. NCBI's taxonomy places the organism in Eukaryota, Viridiplantae, Streptophyta, Magnoliopsida, Fabales, Fabaceae. Gene Ontology annotation, cellular component: Arp2/3 protein complex; actin cytoskeleton.
GUAUAUAUAUAGUUCAGAAUAUAAACAAUGAAAUGUGUAUUCACAUAAUUUGAGAGCAGAAAGAAGAUUGUUUUAUCUGAAUAUGGCAUGCAUUGACAGAGCAUCCCCUGCUCUGAAGCAAAUACUUCUCAAGUUGUAUCGUGAUUCUUCAUCACUUAUUUACAGUGCUGAGAAGUCCAUAGAGAUUGAUCAUCAUUUAUAUGAAUUUGGAUCAGUGGAAUACCAUAUUCAGUCUCAAGCCUCUAAUCCACUUGUGGCCUACUUAUCAUUAUCAAUACCUCCUCUUUGCCAUGGAACCCUACCAAAUACACUUUCUUCAUACACCAUUGAAAAGAUAAAGGGAAUUUGUCCUAACCUUGUGGAGAUUGAAGAACCUGCUAGAGAAGGAUUUCAGCUUACUUUGAAGCUUAACCUAGAUCACAUUCCAAGAAACAAAGACUAUGUCAAGGUCAUUGAGGAUAUUUCCACAAUUCAAUCAGUAAUUCUGAGUUCACAGCUGAAAGAAAUACUGUGGAAUGUGAAUUCUGAUGAUGCAGUUCAGGGGAUGUACAAACCAAUCAAAGUAGUUUAUCAUCCAAGAGAACCAUUCUUUGUCAUCAGGCAGCCACAGAAAAUCAUAGCAAUAUUCCCGAUCCGUUUCAAAGAAAACUCGGAUGUCAUUAUUGCGACAGCUUUCUUUCAGGAGCUCGUGGAUGUUGGAAAUUCAGAUAAAUGGAUAAAGACACCACCUUGCAGCUGGUCAGCCAUUCCUCCACCAGAGUUGAGAGGAGAAGCUUUUGAGGAUUUGAAUACCAAUGGAGGGUUUGUCUCUUUUGAAAUCUCUUCUCGGCAUGUUGAAGGCAAUAGGCUAGACAAAACUGUAUGGAAUCUAUUAAAUUUUAAUGCAAAUGUUAGAUAUCAUGUAAAGAGCACCAAAGGUUUCAUUCACAGAAGGAUGAGGAAACGUUUGGAAAAUUUGGUUCAGGUUCUGCACCAAACAAACUCAGAAGAAAAUGAACAAACCAAACAAGUGAAAAAACAUCAAGGGUGUAGGUAUACCAAGAAACUAGUAAAAUCAUCAAAACACACCAUGAAACAAAGAUGGCGCACCUUGGGAAGAAAAAUCAAGAGAAUACCUUUCCGACUUAAAAUUCACGGAUUUACACGAUUUCGUCAACGUUGGUUGAGGUUCCCAAAAUUUUCUUCAACAAAAUAUACAAAAUUAGAGUAGAUACUUUUGCAGUUAUUAUUUCUUAUGUAAUAUAUGGACUCCAACUAAGUGAGAUAGACCUGGAAUGUCUUAAGUGCACUAUUUGCUCAAGUGUAUUGUAUAUAGUUAUAAAAAAAAUUUAUCUGACUUUAAACUAUUUGAUUAUUGUAAACAAAAGAGAGGAUAUUCAUUCCUCAAGAAGUUGGUGUUCAUACUAUAAUGUUUGUUUGGCUUGAGUAUUUAGAAGUGUAACUCUGAAGAGUGAAUAUGC